UCUAGUGCAUAUUGAGGGGAAAGGAAGUAUUAUGAGAUGGCAAUUGUAUAUUGGGUGCUAAGUUAUCUAGUAGGUAGACCUCUAGGAUCGAAUAUGAUACGAUCUUAGAAUAUUGACUUGGGACCUGACUCAACCUCAGAAAAAUCGACUUGUAAGGUAAGGAUUUCUAAACCUAAUAAGGCUUCAUCACAAGAAAUUCACGAUUACAACAUACAGUUAAAUAUAUACAAUUUCAAAAUGUGUAAUACAUGUGACUUUGUAUUGUUGUGAAAACUGUGUAAAGGGUUGUUAACAAAGCAAAGGCCUCUAACCUACUAAAUGCAAGCCAUAUCAUAAACAAGGGCUUAUAUUAUCUAACCACCAAAAAUAAGCCUUAUAAAAAUGCAAAGGAUUCUAAUAACAAAGGUCACAAGUUGUGGUUAGAAAUUACUUACCAGCUCCCACAUUAAACCCCAAACAUGACAGCAUUGGCAAAAGAUAACAGUAAACUGCUCCGCUAUAGUGGCUGCGACGGCCACUGUUUUGACAUCUAUAGCUGCUGCUCUAAACUGCUCUGCUACUGCAUGUUUUGUAGCGGCCAGGAGCUGCUCCACUCCACUAUAGUGCACUAUUGGCAACACUGAUAAUAACAGAUUCAGUGUUAAGCUCUGUUGUCAAUAGCGGCGCGUCUGGCCGUGAAACCUCCGUCACUGGUUGCGGCGAACUCGACCUCGGAUAACGCCCCAACACGCUGAUGCGUCACACCCUGACCCGGAUCCAUGAUCCACUACUCUGUUUUGACUGGUUUUGUUGAUUUUUUUUUAAUUUCAUUGAGGAUAUUUGAGUCUUUUUGCACCCAAAUCCCUGUAAUUUUAUUAUUUCCUGACCUUUCUUCUUCUGCUCCUCCAGUUAACUGCUGCAACCCUUCUCGUUAUUCUUCCUCUGUUUUUGUUCUUUUUCUCAUUUUUCUUCUUCAAGUCUUCUUCCUCUGUUUUUCUUCUUCUUUGUCUGUUUUUCUUCUUCUUCCACUUUCCUCUGGUGGAAUUCUUUGGUGGAUAUUGAUGACAAGAGGGUUGUUACUUGUGAUUUUUGUGAGAAGGUUACGAAAGGAGAAAGGAGGGUUUACCUACAACUGCUGUAAUUUUGAAGUUUGAGCUUAUGUAUACUCCCACGGUUGAAAAUAGUGCCGACUUGCAAGCUUCUCUGGAUGCUUAUCUUGCUGCUGUCCAUGAAUUCCGAAUUCCUCCUAAAGCUCUUUUAGGACUGCAUUCAUAUUGUCCUGUACAUUUUGAUGCUUUUCAUGCUGUUCUUGUUGAUGUCAGUGUACAUGUGAGUUUGCUGAGAGCAGCCUCUUACCCAUCUGCAUUGAAGGUACCCAGCAAUUCUCGCAAUGCUGAGGUCAUCGUAGAUAAAAGUUAUGACACGUUGAACCAUGGCUUGGGUGAAGUUGCCUCUGUAGAUUUGAAAGAUGUAAUGCUUCUUAAGGCAUUAUUAACAGCCCGUGAUAUAUUACUUGAAGAGUUACAAAAACUUAGCAAAGCAGUUGGUCAGACUAUCGAACUUUCAGAGUUUCUGUCAAAAUUGAACAAUGUAGAAAUAUUAAAUUCUGUUGUUCAAGCAAAUCAGUUUGCAACAGAUGUUGAAAUUUCAGUACAAGGAAAUCCCCAAAAUGGUCUUGAGAGAGAAAAUGCCGCUGUGGAUCUUCUGACUGCGGAAAAGCUUCAUUCCUUGUCAAAGAGCGAGCUAUUGGACUGUUGCCAUUCAGUGGGAGACCAAUUGUUGUAUUUGUGGAACAUAUUUUUAAAAUUCCAUAGAGAUAACAAAACAAAGAUUCUAGAAUUUUUGCAUGUUACUUGGGCUAAGGAUAGGAAAGCAGAAUGGUCGAUAUGGAUGGUGUACUCUAAGGUAGAGAUGCCUCAUCAUUAUAUAAAUAGUGGGAGCGAUGAGUCUUCCUAUCGUGGGGUACACAGAAGAGUUUCCAGUUUAUGGAAGUUACCUGAUGAGCCUCUUCAGACUGCAGCUACACGUGCUGAACUUCAUCGAAGGAGCAUUGCACAAAUGAGGAUUAACAAUCAAUCAAUUCAAGACAUGCAAAUGUUUGGAGAUCCUUCACGUAUACCAAUUGUGAUUGUUGAACGUGUGAUGAAUGCACCGCGACGCACAAUCAGUGAUAAUUCAUACCUGAGACAUGUCAUACUUGCAAAUUCACUUAAUUUUCAAGCUGAGUUCAACUUAGACACCACAAACCAGGAAUCUUCCCCACAAAGUAAUGCUCGUGUGCUGAAGAUUGUUGUCUUUGUGCAUGGGUUUCAGGGGCAUCAUCUGGAUCUACGACUUAUUCGAAAUCAAUGGCUUUUGAUAGAUCCCAAGGUAGAAGUUCUGAUGUCAAAGGCUAAUGAAGAUAAAACAUUUGGCGACUUCAGAGAAAUGGGACAAAGGCUUGCUGAGGAAGUUAUUUCCUUUGUUAAAAUGAAAAUGGAUAAAGUGUCAAGAAAUGGAAAUUUGGGAGAUAUUAGACUGAGUUUCGUUGGACAUUCUAUUGGGAACCUCAUUAUACGAACAGCUAUAGCUGAGAGCAUGAUGGAGCCAUUUCUAAGAUACUUACAUACAUAUGUUUCAGUGUCUGGUCCUCACUUGGGAUAUCUUUACAGUUCAAACUCACUGUUUAAUUCUGGGUUAUGGCUUUUGAAGAAAGUAAAAGGCACACAGUGCAUUCAUCAGCUCACCUUCACUGAUGAUCCCGAUAUUCAAAAUACAUUUCUCUAUAAACUUUGUAAGCACAAGACCCUGGAGCAUUUUAGGCAUAUAAUUUUGCUAUCUUCCCCUCAGGAUGGUUAUGUGCCCUACCAUUCUGCUAGAAUAGAAUCAUGCCAAGCUGCUUCACAUGACAAUUCAAAGAAGAGCAGAGUGUUCCUAGAGAUGCUGAAUGAUUGUUUGGACCAAAUCCGUGCCAAUCCCUCUGAACAUAGAGUGUUUAUGCGUUGUGAUAUCAAUUUUGAUGCCACUGCUUAUGGCAAGAAUUUAGACUCUCUAAUCGGCCGGGCUGCUCAUAUUGAGUUUCUAGAGUCUGACAUUUUUGCAAGGUUCAUAAUGUGGUCAUUUCCAGAACUAUUUCAAUAGGCUAUCAUUUGUCAUCUUUGCACUCAGAUUCACCUAGGCAGGCAGUCAGAUAUAACUCAGAUUUUUGUCAGAUGUUGACAUUCUUCUAGGUAUGCGUAAAAGAUGGCAGGAUCAUUUAGACAUCUGAGCUGCAUAUUCAAUUGGCUUCAAGAUGUUUAUUUGGAACACAUGUAUACCUAGCUUUAGGAAUGGUUGAAAGGAAUAUAGUGAUGUAAUUAAUUUAGGUUAGAUAGAUCAAUAUUAAUGUUACGCUAUUAACAUUCUGAUACAGGAAAUGAGACCUAAUAACAACAUUAGACAUAAACUUUCUACUAAAGUAAAAUGCGUAUUAGAUGGAUUAAC
Molecule: messenger RNA, 3441 nt
Organism: Cicer arietinum (chickpea)
Lineage: Eukaryota; Viridiplantae; Streptophyta; Magnoliopsida; Fabales; Fabaceae
Biological process (GO): lipid metabolic process
Source: RefSeq, a predicted model, not a curated record